AGGCCUCUAUGCGGUAAUGACCAACACCAUCCACAUAGCCUUUUUUGCCCUGUUUGGCGCGGUGAGAGCCUCUGAGGGUUUUUGUGAGGAUUAUCUGGACUGUAUGCAACGUCUAGAAGCCAAACAAAAUGACUGCUUAAUGACAGAAAGGAAUGUUCAGAUGAGCAGUUCCGAUCGCUGCGCGCGACAAAAAUGGGACGUGAAAAUGGCGUUGAAUGGUCUCCACUUGCGGAGAGCAGAAUUAGCUAGGGAUUGUGUACAGAAAAAUAUUCAAGAUGCUACAAUAUCUGAAUCUACAUUAAGUGAAGAAGAGCUACAAACAUGCCGAUCUAUCCAUGCAAAAUUCCCAUUUGCACCAGGGAACAAGAGAAGGAAACGCUCGCUUCCGACCUCGAAAGGUUUACGGAAAAAGGAGUCAAGGCAAAAGGCAUUGAUUUGCCGGAAAGACACCAAGUUAUGGCACAAGCAAUGCUCCGAGUUGGCCAAAUGCUGUCCAUUAACCGAAGACUGCAAGGUUAACACGAAGGAAAUUAUGGAACAAAUUUUCGAAGAGCGCCGGAAGCUCCGCGAAUUGAAUGAGAAUUGCCAUUCAACACACCGUUAGCUUGAAAUUCUAGCCAGUUGUUAUGUUCUCGUUGUAUUAUUUGAAACUAUACAUUCCACUGCGCUUUGUUCACUUCUGAUAUAUGUCGGAUACGAAAGCUUAAGGCAACUGUGCUUUCACGAAUGCUCAGAUUCUCUCAAACAUCGCCGAAAAAGCUAAGCUUUUCAUGC
Messenger RNA from Cylicocyclus nassatus, 774 nucleotides. Lineage: Eukaryota; Metazoa; Nematoda; Chromadorea; Rhabditida; Strongylidae. The record is from the annotation of a GenBank genome assembly.